CUCCGUCACACCCACGACCCCGAAAGCGCCCGAGCCCAUGCCCCUGCCCCGUAGGGGAGGGGAACCGCGCCUGGCCGGCGCCCGUGUGGUUCGCACUAGCCUCCCGCGGGCGACGCCCCGCUCCCCAAAGCGUGUCGGCCGCGGGGCCCCACUGUUGAGCCAUGCGCAACGCCUCACCCGGCGGCGCCAUUCCUCCGAGCAGGCCCCACCGGAGCCCGAGCAGGCAGACUUCCGCUCUGGGAAGCGGCUCCAAGAGCGCGCCGGAGGGGACGCCAAGGACCUGCAGCACACGCCGGCUGCCGGGAUGGGCUCCCGGCAAAGGGCCAGUGGCGCAGAAGAAGUGGUGAUCCCUUGUGCUUCUGACAGUGACUCAGGAAGUAUAGACCUACAGCUGAACAACUUAGAGGACAGCCAGAAAGACACAACUAAUGAUGAUUUUGCAGAUUUGAACAUCUCUGACAUCUCUGGACUCACUCAGGCGCCCCAUCCAAAUAGCCUCAGAUCCCUGACUUUCCAGGCACCCUUCAAUGAGGACAAUGUUGAGACACUGGUCCAGUCCAUCCAGGAGGUUUUACGUGGUGAGCUAAAGGGUGAAUCUGAAAAGUUGAAGUUCCUAAGAUCUUUGUCUGCUCUGAGUCAAACUUUACAUUAUGACGAAACUACAGAAUCAUUUGUUCACCGCCACAUGGCAGAAAUAGUGCACAUCCUAAGUGUGCUGGUCCAAGAGGAGCCUCUGGACUGUCUAUCCAGCAUGGUGCGCCAGGAGCUCUUUGUCACCAUCACUGACUUCAGUUACCAAGAUAUGAACCUGUUGUUUGGCUCUGAAGACCGAGAAGACUUGCUUGGCCUUACCAUCAAAAGUGUACUCUCUCUGCCUGCCAUAAGCACCCCUACCCAGCUGCCGCACACAGGGUCAAGCCAGAGCAGCCACCCAGAGCAGAAGGACCUAAGCCAGAGUGGACCUGAAGAAGCAAGCUCCGCAGGAGCAGGAGCGGAUCCACUUCAGGAACAUUGGCAGACCGGGAUUGAGCCAGCCACCUGGGCCAGAGCAGACCCAAGACAGGGAACUCCACAGGAACAGUGUCUCUACAGACAGAUGUUCCAGGCCUUCUCUGUGAUGCUGCAGAGUCUGGUGGUAAAAGAUCCACACUUGGAAAAUUUUGACAACAUUUUUAAGCACAUGGAGCCCUGGUUACAGUCAGACAAAGACCAUGAGCGAGAACGGGCUACAACCAUCAUGUCCCAAAUCCUCAAAUGCUUAUCCUCUUAUCUCAACCUGAAACUUCCCCUGCAGUUCCAAAAUCUUGGACAUCUGGUGGCUCUGAUGGCACUGCUGUGUGGGGACCCAGUGAAAGAAGUGGCUGAAGAGGCUGCAGAGGGAACACAUUACCUGCUCCAUAUCACUAUGAAGCUGAAAUAUGUCACGCAGGACAAAGACAAUGGCAAGAGCUUGAAAGAAAUUUUGAAAAAGUGCAGGGAGCUGCUGGGGCACUACAGUAUCAAACAGUUCUACUCUUGUCCCUUCAAAAUUGUCCAGGUCUUUGAAGUUUUCCUUGAUUCACAAGAACUCAGACAGUUCAUAAUGACUACACUGGACAGCCUGAAAAGCCUGCCCCAUCCCUGUACCCAGCAGACAGCAGGAGAGUUGUUGAUAACUUUGAUGAAGCAUGCAGAGGACCGAUUUGAGAAGGUACCAGAAAUAAUAGGUGUUAUCUGUGCCCGGCUAUCAGUAAUCACCUUGCCUAGUGUCCGGCAACAAAUCGUAAAUACUGUGAGUUUGUUUAUCUCCAGACCUAAGUAUACAGAUACAGUGCUUAGCCAUCUCUUAUGUCAUCCAGUGCCAUUUGACAGGCACCUGGCUGAAUUGUGGAGAACCCUGAAUGUAGAACUGUCUAAAACGACCUGGGUCCUAUGGAGGCUCCUGAGAAAGCUGCAGAAAUGCCAUGAUGUGACCACCCAGGAGAAGAUGGCCUAUGUGGCUGUUGCUGCAACAGAUGCCCUUUAUGAGGUGCUUAUGGGAAACAGACUGCGAGAAGCUGCAUUUCGACUCUUUCCUCAGCUUUUGAUGGCACUGCUCAUCCAGAUUCACCACAGCGUUGGCCUCACCAUGUCUGAUGUCAGCAUCCCAAGUGGCCUGUACGCAGGACAGGAAAUACCAACGGAGGUCACACCUUUGUGCUUCGCCAUACAAGCUACAAAGACUCUCCUCCUCAGAACAUUGUGCUGGCAGGAAUUCAGCAUCAUGGAAAAGAAUGAUGGAUGGACCCUUCUGAGGGGAGAAUGCCAUCUUCAGGGAGUAUUCCUGCUUGCCAAUGCCUUGCUGGAAAGAAGCCACGUCUUUGCAUGUAAGACCAUGUACUUGUUAGUCCCUUUGAUUAACCGAGGGAAUGAUAAACACAAGCUCACAUCUGCAGGCUUUUUUGUGGAGCUCCUAAGGAGUCCAGUGGCUAAGAGAUUGCCCAGGUUAUACUCCACUGUCCGCUUGAAGGACUGGCUGUAUGAUGAGAAUAAGCUCUUCAAGAUUCUUGCACUGAGGGGACUACGCAACCUUGUCAGACACCGAGAGAUGAGAGAAGACAUCAAAAGUGUGGUACCGUGCAUCUUAGAUAGCUUACAUGAGUCCGAUGAGAGGAUCGUUUUGUUGGCCAUCCAGAUACUCAUGCAGCUUGUCAAGACACUAGACUCUACCACCUUGGCUUCCAUGAUGAAGAUCCUGUUCUCCUUAUUUGGUGAUGUGAGACACGGCAUCCAUCGUUUGUCCAUGACUCUCUUUGGAGCCGCCGUAAAGGCUGUGAAACACACAGAUAAGAAGUGUGUGGAGAACCACGUCCUGGAAAGCUUGGUCCCAUUGCUGCUGUUUUCUCAGGAUGACAAUGAUGAAAUAGCUCAGGAGAGUAGACGAGUCCUGACUUUGUGUGCCCAGUUCCUGAAAUGGAAGCUGCCCCGGGAAGUGUACUGCAAAGAUCCCUUAUACAUCAAACCGAAUGAAGUUAGAAGGCUCUGCAAAUUCUUUGGAGAAAAAAGCAAGGGGAAAAUAAACAUCCUAGACCAAACCCUAAUGUAUUCCAGGGAUCCAAAACUUCCCAUCAGAAGAACAGCUGUCUUGUUUAUAGGGCUCUUAUCAAAGUAUAUGGAUCCCAGUGAGCUCAAGAUGAAGGGUACUGACUGGAUAGAGAAUGACCUGAGAGAACUGUUACAAGACCCUGAACCAUCUUUGCGCAUCAUCGCCUCCCAGGCGCUGUUCCGAAUCCAGAGGGUAGGGAGUCAGCCAGAAUCCCAGAAAGCAGUCUGCAGGUUGAGGAAGCUCUUCAGCUGUCUUCAUAGUUAGAAUGUAAAACACAUGACCGCAGAUGGAGAAACUGAGGAAACAAACAUGAAAUUAAGUUGCUCUGGGUCACACAACUAGCAAAGGGCAAAGCGAGGAUAAUCCAAGUAUUCUGACUCCUACACCUACAUCCUUGGUUAGUCUGCUGUAUUCAUCUACAAUCUGCUCAUUCUUGCAAAUGGGAAUAAACACAGAUCUGCUCUACA
Messenger RNA from Myodes glareolus (Bank vole), 3531 nucleotides. It is a transcript of the gene Mroh8, whose product is annotated as maestro heat like repeat family member 8. The record is from RefSeq and is a predicted model, not a curated record. NCBI's taxonomy places the organism in Eukaryota, Metazoa, Chordata, Mammalia, Rodentia, Cricetidae. Gene Ontology annotation, cellular component: cytoplasm.